This is a messenger RNA of Oppiella nova, 477 nucleotides long. The record is from the annotation of a GenBank genome assembly. Lineage: Eukaryota; Metazoa; Arthropoda; Arachnida; Sarcoptiformes; Oppiidae.
GGCUCGGGUCAGGAGAAUGACGCCGGGAAUGACAUUCUCGUCAAUUCCAACGAUUCCAACAAAGAGACCGAGGAACAGAAACAAAUGACUAAUAAUAAUGAGAUUGUCAUUAAAAAAGAGUUGAUUGAAACGAGUGGUGGUCCCUCUCAGUCCUGCCAAUGGGGUGUUGAGUCCCAGUCCCAGUCCCAGUCCAACAACAUUAAUGUCAAGACCGAACAGGACAACACAUUCUCCGCUUCUAAUGCUAUCGAACAGGAGUUCACUUCUGAGACAUCGAAUGCUAUGGAAGUGAUGGAAACUGAAGAAACAAAGACAUCAAUCGUAAACAAUAAUAUUGAUUUGAAUGAAUCAAAUUUAAUGAGUGAAACCAAUGAAAGCGAUAGCAACGAAGAGUCUAUUCAUAACAAACAAAAUGCUUUACUUAAACAACUCCUACAGAACUGUCCGUCGGCUGACUCUCAGAGCAAAGCCAUUGAG